AUGAAAUCCAACUUCGCCAACCAGUUCAACUCGAACGGUAUGAUGAUCCAGCCGUCGCAGCUGGACGACACUGCAAUGUUUUACGGUGCGUCCAACUCGUCCUACAGUAACUGGCCGUCCAGCCAUAACCGCAUGUGCGAACAGUUUUCGACCGUGUCGCGCAACAUGGCCUGGAGCUGGAAGCCCCCGGCCGUACAGUGCAUAAUCGGCACCAACCCGCCGCCGCUCAGUCGUCUGAAUACCACGUCGAACAGCUCAUCCGGAUCCAGCGGGGGAUUUAGCUUCUUCAACCCGAGCGUCAACUAUCCGUACGCCAUGCCUGCACCAUCGUACACCCAAGUGAUAGGCUGCGGAAGAGAGCAAAGUCCGAUCGCCAUACCGCGGAUGAAACAGCUGUCCCAGGGAAUGACCCCACCAACCAUGUUCAACGGGGUCAACACCUACGCCACGUGUCAGUACAACAACACCCACACAUUCAAUUCACCCAUUCUGUAA
This is a messenger RNA of Soboliphyme baturini, 495 nucleotides long. NCBI's taxonomy places the organism in Eukaryota, Metazoa, Nematoda, Enoplea, Dioctophymatida, Soboliphymatidae. The record is from the annotation of a GenBank genome assembly.